Peronospora farinosa is the source of this 2208-nucleotide messenger RNA. The record is from the annotation of a GenBank genome assembly. Lineage: Eukaryota; Oomycota; Peronosporomycetes; Peronosporales; Peronosporaceae.
AUGGCGACGUCACUACCCGCCCCCGCCGACAUUGCUGUGCAAAAGUGUUUUUCUGUCCUGACGCUGGAAUCAUCCGUUCCUGCUGCCUCUGAGGCUUCUGCUCUGUCCAUCAACGAAAAGCUUGCCAAGCUCGCGGCUAUUACUGGCGCUCCUUUGUCGAGUGAGGCUGAGACUCAGCUACGCGCGCUUUUCUCUGAAAAACCGCAUCCCAUCGCCUACGAUGGUUUUGAACCUUCUGGCCGCGUGACACUUGCUGCUGGCCUGCUACGUGUGCUUAACGUCAAGCGACUAAUGGACGCGGGCUGCCAUGUUCGUCUGCUAGUGGCAGACUCACACGCGCUGCUCAAUAACAAGUUUGGCGGCGACCUAAAGAAGCUUCAAAUCGUCAGCACUUACAUGGUAGAGGUGUGGAAAGCGCUUGGUCUUGACAUCAAUAAGAUGUCGAAUUUUGAGAUCAUGUUGGCCUCCACGGAGACCGCACGACACGCUAGCGUCUACUGGUCGCAGGUGCUGGACGCCGCUGGACGCUUCACAGUCGAGCGUGUGCAGCAGUGUGCGCCUAUCAUGGGUCGCAAAGAGGAUGACGCUGUGUGCAACACCAACCGUAUCCUGUACCCGCUGAUGCAGCUUGCUGACGGUUUGUUACUUCAGGCUGAUAUUUACCAGCACGGAGCCGACCAAGAACAUAGCAAUGAACUCAUCCGCGAGUAUAUCGCGCAGAAGGAGCUUCCGAACAAGCCAGUGUUCCUCACACACCCGCUGCUGCUUGGAUUGAAGCAGGAUCAGUUCAAGAUGACCACAACGGACGCCGAGUCAGCUGUCUACGUUGAUGACACAGCUGCCGAGGUUAAGACGAAGAUUAAGAAGGCCUACUGUGUCCCUGGCGUGGUGAAAGGCAAUCCGGUCCUGAAUUACAUGAAAUACCUGGUGUUCCCUUUCUAUGCGGAGGGUGUCACGCUAGAGCGUAGCGAUAAUAACGGUGGCAACCUUAUCUUUGCUACGUACGAAGAGCUGGAGGCGGCGUUCGCAGACGGCCCUCUCAAGACGCUGCUAUCGAGUAUCAAGAAGCUUAAGGUAUCCCCGAUGCCUGACAGCGACAAGCUGGUUAAUCUCUCGCUGCCAGGAUUUUCAGAGGCUCUCAAGACGUGGAAGCCGUCCGCGCUGUCGCUUGAGGAGCGCUAUGCAGUGGCGCGCUCAGUAGGCGAGGAAUGCAUCCAGGAGAACGAAUUGCAAGCUCUAAUGGAGAAAAAAGACCACCCCGUGUGCUAUGAUGGCUUUGAGCCGUCGGGACGCAUGCACAUCGCUCAGGGUGUUCUGCGUACGGUAAACGUGAACAAGCUUACGUCAACUGGCAGUGUCUUUCGUUUUUGGGUGGCAGAUUGGUUCGCCAUGCUGAACAACAAAAUGGGUGGCGAUCUGGACAAGAUUCGUCUCGUGGGUCAGUAUAUGGUCGAGAUUUGGAAGUCUGUGGGCAUGGACAUGACGAACGUGGAGUUUUUGUGGGCGUCGGAGGAGAUUGUUUGUCACAGCGCUUCGUACUGGCUGCGCGUAAUGGACAUUGCUCGCCGCACGACCAUUGCUCGUACGCUGAAGUGUUGUACAAUUAUGGGCCGCAAAGAGAAGGAAGGCAUGCAGGCUGCACAGAUUCUCUACCCGCUGAUGCAAUGCGCUGACAUUUUUAAUUUAAAGGCCGACAUCUGCCAGUUGGGCAUCGACCAACGCAAGAUCAAUAUGCUCGCGCGCGACUACUGCGACCAAGCGAAGAUCCGUUUCAAGCCUGUCAUUCUGAGCCACCAUAUGCUGAUGGGUCUGAAAGAGGGUCAGGAGAAGAUGUCCAAGAGUGACCCAGAAUCAGCCAUCUUUAUGGAAGAUGCCGCAGACGACGUGAGCCGAAAGGUUGAGAAGGCUUAUUGCCCGGAGGGAGUCGUGGACGCGAACCCGAUCUUAGACUACAUGAAGCACAUCAUCUGCCCGCGCUUCGCUGCACAAGGCGUGAUGGUGAAGCAUGUGGAUGGUGUGGAGAAAACAUUUACAGCGUACCAGGAGCUUGAAGACGCCUUCGUUGCGCGUCAGAUCAAUGGUGCCGAUCUCAAGACGGCACUGACCAAUUAUCUGAACGAGAUUUUGGAACCCGUUCGUGAGCACUUUGGCAAGGGUGAGGCCCAAGAACUGCUUGACAGGGUGCGCUCGUUCCGCAUCACUAGAUGA